UCGCAUGCAUACUCAUUCUUCCAAGUUGGUUCACGUUAUGAUCUUGCAUUUGAAAGCCCUAUUUGAAUAUUGUGGCCAGCUGUCUUUGAUGGUACGGUACGGGACAGGUACGGGAUAGCGCCAGGCAUGCCGACGGCACAAACACACAAACACGGAAUUGAAGCUGUGUGGACCCUGGCUAGCGCCAGACAUUACUGAAGUAACGUCUUUUGCAUAGCUACGGGAAUUAAAUGUUCGUUUAAAACAUUACCGGUCUUACAGUAAGCAAGCAAUUUCCACUUUCUGUUUGUUUGUUGAACCAUUCUGCUCAAUAGACGAGCUGGCUCAGUCCUCCGUUUUACACUGACCGCUACGGCUACAAAGUAUGCGCUAAGAUGGUUCCGAAUGGAGACGGCUUGGGCCUGGGCACGCACAUUUCCCUCAAGAUUGUCGUCAUGAGGGGCAAUUUUGAUGCCAUUCUGCAUUGGCCAUUCAAGAAGAAAAUCCAAUUUACCAUUCUUGAUCAAGCAGCUGCUCCCAAGCAUAUAUCGGCAGGUUUCAUCGCAGACAAAAACUCCGAAUCUGUUCAGCGUCCGACUUCAGAGAUGAACCUUGCUUCAGGGUAUCAACGCUUCAUUUCGCAUGAGCUUCUUUUCGAUGAAAGAUGCCGAUAUCUGCAGGACGACACAAUCUUCUUCAAGGUGCAAAUCAAGGAUCGGUUAAUCACCAAGAUCUUGGACCGCGUCAGUAGUUUUUACGCUGAUUUUGAGCGCACCAUGACAUUGUUGCAGCUAGCGUAAAAAUAAGCACAGUCUCCAAUAAUAGCACGUCUCCAAUAAUAGAACACCUUGGGGCGGCAUUCAAAAAAUAAAGUGCUCAGUCUCCAUCAUAAGCAAGCUCAUCUCUCUUCCUCUCCGCUGCCUGGAAGAUGAUCUAAAUGAAUGGCGGUUGUCUGCUGCAGUGGCAAGAUUGGCUGGAGGUGAGCCCAGUUGAAGAAAAAAAAUACACGACUAGGCGCCCUCCUAGUCGGGAUAUUCUGGUGCAUACUGUUUAUUUCUAAUGGACUAGGCACCGCUGAUAACAUGCAUACAACAAUGUUGUACAUACCCGCUGGGACAGAACAUGACGAAUGAAUUAAACUUUGUUUUCUUGAUAUUCGGGCACAUUCGGGCACAUUAAACGUAUAACAGCACAUGGGGUAUACCCACACGUUAUGUUGCUAAGCCCUUGCAAAAGGUGCUCAAUGCCACGAGGGCAGAGCCAAUAAUGCGCGGCGACUUUAUCGUUGUCUCCAUCUGCUGUGCUAAAAUUGCUGCUGCAAUUCUUAUUGAUUCUCUCCUUAUAAUAUCGCUAUGCCCAUUGCACCAGUAUCAUCAUUGUUGUAUGAGGAUUGGCGGAUCGCCAUGAAACUCCAAGCUACAGCUGUAUUCAGCCUAGUUACUUUGCUAGCUUGUGUACAUGGAAUGCCAACGCCUUCAGAUGUGCCCUUGGCCUUGGUGCAGGGAAUUCAACAGCGCGUUGAACCAAACUACAUGAAAUGCUCUCUCUCUCUCUCUCUCUCUCUCUCUCUCUCUCUCUCUUUCUGCGGUGUAUCGCCAAACUGUUCCGCCUGCUCUUGUUGCCCUUCUUGCAUUUCACCAAUAUUUUUUCUCACUUUAGCUUGGGAUCUCUCACAUUGUCCCGUGCAUCAGUCCGGACAGGGCAUACACAUACAAUGUCCCUACUUCAUGAUGCAGUAGGCAGUAGCACAGUAUGGUUUCCUAUUUUCUUCAUUGCACGGCCAAACUGUCAUGUACUAAAUGGUGUCGACAAGUACUUUUUUAAUAGUUUUAAACUGCAUUUACAGUAGUGAUUAUUCAAUCAUGUAUGUUAAGAAGACCAUUUGACUUGAGAGGCUGCUCGUCUCAGGUCGUAUCAA
Molecule: messenger RNA, 1897 nt
Organism: Sycon ciliatum
Lineage: Eukaryota; Metazoa; Porifera; Calcarea; Leucosolenida; Sycettidae
Product: TNF receptor-associated factor 5-like
Exons: 2
Coding region: 375-779 (134 amino acids)
Biological process (GO): tumor necrosis factor-mediated signaling pathway; protein K63-linked ubiquitination
Molecular function (GO): protein binding
Source: RefSeq, a predicted model, not a curated record